Acanthosepion pharaonis is the source of this 840-nucleotide messenger RNA. NCBI's taxonomy places the organism in Eukaryota, Metazoa, Mollusca, Cephalopoda, Sepiida, Sepiidae. The record is from the annotation of a GenBank genome assembly.
AUGCCGCCAAAAACGAGCGUACGUCUUAGCCUUCAGUCUGCAAGAGCGUCCGCUAUGAGGGCAAGAAGGGCCCGCGAGUCCCAGGAGCAGACUACAAUGCGACUAUCACAGGUCGCUCAAUGCAGCGCCCUCGCGCAGGCGUCGCAGUCAGAAGAGGAGCGUGCUACCUGCUUGGCUGGGAAAGCUGCCUACAGAGCUUCGUUGCGAUCAAGGUUCAAGAAUACCCAACGGUCGAGAAUGAAUGCACAGGCUGCAGCACACGCCUCAGCAUCUCGGGCUUCCGAGACUCAUCAUCAGAGGCUUCUUCUUAACGUAACAAACGCUGCUGCCACUGCAAAAUCAAGGGCAAUGGAGACACUUGACCACAGGCGCGCCCGUCAAUCCAGGGACGCUGCUGUGACAGCGAGCGUCAGGGCUGCUCUAGACAACUCUCCGUCGAGGGCAGCUGAAACAUUCGACCGCAAACGAGCCCGUCAAUCCAGGGAAGCUGCUGCAGCUGCGAGCGGUAGGGCUUCUGAGACACGGCUAUUUAGACUACAACCUACAGGCCGAAAUCCGGAUCGGUAUUUUGCCGCCGUCGGGAAGAGUUCCUCGCAGGGACGUCAUACUACUACUUCAGACCACGAGGUUAACAGCUACAUUCGCAGUUUCAAAUAUGCUUUGGAAAAUGCUCCCUUUCCUUCCUUCAGCAUUGUAAUUGACGCCGACAACCGGCCUCAUGAUGAACACGAACGAAGUGGCCGCUAUUAUACAUGGGGAGCAAGACCGCACUCGCGAUAUUGUCCUCAAAUCAAGAGGCGGCGCUCUUUGCAGGAUUUCGGAGACCCAUCGAUCAUAUGA